CAUAAAUACAAACCCCAGUUUGUCCUAGACCAUCGUCCGAUCAUGACCGACAAAGUCGCUGUGGUUACUGGUUCAAAUAAGGGCAUAGGUUACGGUAUAGUGACGGAAUUGUGUAGACGCGGAGUUGGCACCGUUUAUCUAACAGCAAGGGACAUUCAUAGAGGUCAUUCAGCGGUCGAGAAAUUGAAGAGAGAUGGACUCAACCCCAAGUUUCACCAACUAGACAUCACAGAUACAAGGAGUGUAGAAAAGUUCGCCAAUCACCUAAAAGAAAAGCACGGAGGAUUAGAUAUCUUAAUUAACAACGCUGCAACAAUACAACAAAACAUUACCAAAACAACUUACGAAGAGGCUAAACACGUUAUAGAUGUAAACUAUAAGAGUUUAUUCAUCAUAGAAAAGUACUUAUUCCCGAUACUCAAAGAAAACGCAAGAGUUAUAAACAUUUCAAGUGAUUUAGGUCAUAUUUCUAACCUCAAAAACAAUUACUGGCUAAACAGAUUAUCGAAAGAUGAUAUAGAAGUUCAAGAUAUAGAUGAUUUCAUUGAUUGGUUUUUGAGUUCGGUUAAAAAUGGGACGUUAAAAGAAGAGGAUUUUGCGGUCACACCUUACCUUGCUUACAGGGUUUCAAAGAUUGCUGUAUGUGCGUUAACCAGGGUUCAAUAUAGAAAGGUGGAUAGGAAUAUAGCAAUCAAUACGUUGCAUCCAGGAUUUGUGAAGACGGAUAUGACUCAAAAUAAUGGAUUUAUGACGGUGGAGCAGUCUUGCAAGGCGCCUGUUUAUUUAGCGUUGGAUUGCGACCAGUCGGUAAAAGGGAAGUUCAUUUGGUUUGAUAAAUCCGAAAGGGAUUGGACUGAUCGGAAUAUGGAUCUGCUGUGUACUGAUAAAGAGACAGUGGAAAAGUACGUUGCACAAUUGAUAUCGAAGUCUUAAUGUAACUAGUGUUGUUAUUUAUUUGUUAAUAAAUAGUUAUUUAUACUUUAGGAA
Maniola jurtina (meadow brown) is the source of this 987-nucleotide messenger RNA. Its product is annotated as carbonyl reductase [NADPH] 3-like. The transcript has a single exon. Bases 43 to 933 code for a protein of 296 amino acids. Gene Ontology annotation, molecular function: carbonyl reductase (NADPH) activity. The record is from RefSeq and is a predicted model, not a curated record. NCBI's taxonomy places the organism in Eukaryota, Metazoa, Arthropoda, Insecta, Lepidoptera, Nymphalidae.